AUGGGCGCGGAAGACCCCGUCAUCACUUACGAUGGCAAGGAGUUCAAGGGCGUGAAGGAGGGCAAAGCCACCAUCUUGGUCCCUGCUGAGGCCGCGGGAAAGCAAGGGAAGCAGCAGGUUUUCUACAACCCGAUCCAGCAAUUCAACCGCGACCUUUCAGUUUUGGCCAUCAGAGCUUAUGGCGAGGAAGUGGUCGAGCGUCGCGCGGCACAGCCGGCUUCCAAGCGCAAGGAGAAGAAGAGGCGGCGCGCCGCAGGAGACGACGGCGGCGACAGGCCGGCCAAGGUUCAGGUAACGGACGACGGCAAGCCGGCGGAGACGACGAACGGCGAAGCGCAGAGUGCGCAAACAGAAAGCGGCGCUGCUAACGAUGCUAAGGCCGAGACGGAGGAGAUCGCACCCCCGGGCGCGACCGAGCCUCAGGACGCCGAAGACAAGUCCGCUCCCGAGAAGAAGGCCCCCAAGUUCACCAUCCUCGAUGCCCUGUCGGCCUCUGGACUACGUGCGCUGCGCUACUCGCAUGAAUUACCGUUCGUGACGUCCGUCACGGCCAACGACUUGACAAAGUCCGCUGUCGAGUCGAUCAAGCUGAAUGCGAAGCACAACGGGCUGGACGACAAGAUCCAGGCGAACCACGACGAUGCCAUCGCCCACAUGUACAGGCGCAUCGCGGACGACCUCUCCAAGCGCGACCGCUUCGGCAACCCCAGCAAGGAGAACAAGUACGAUGUCAUCGAUCUCGACCCUUACGGAACUGCUGCCCCGUUCAUCGACGCUGCCGUGCAGGCAGUCAGGGACGACGGCGGUCUGCUCUGCGUCACCUGCACCGAUGCCAGCCACUGGGCCGGCCACUGCUACGCCGAGAAGAGCUUCUCGUUGUACGGUGGUGUCCCCAUCAAGGGUCUUCACUCUCACGAAGUUGGUCUGCGCAUCAUCAUUCACGCGUUGACGACCGCGGCGGCCAAGUACGGUCUGACCAUCGAGCCCCAGCUGUCGCUGUCCAUCGACUUUUACUGCCGCAUUUUCGUCAAGGUCCGCAAGUCCAAGGACGCGGUCAACUACCAGGGAGGCAAGACGAUGAUUGUGUACAACUGCCCUGGCUGCUCGGCAUGGGAGACGCAGCCUAUGGUGCGGACUCGCCCGUACCCCAAGAAGAAGGAUGGAUACUUUUACAAGCAUGGCCUGUCUCAAGGUCCUCCGACGGACUCACACUGCCAGCACUGCGGCUCGGCACAGCAUAUUGCCGGACCGAUGUACGGCGGCCCAUUGCACAAUGCGGAAUUCAUUGAGCGCAUUCUCGAUCUCAUUCCCACGGUCGACAAGAGUGUUUAUCAGACGACCACGAGAAUAGAGGGCAUGCUCCAGACGGCCCUCGAGGAGUACAUCCCUGGCCCGGAGCCCGCGGAAGCGGUUGAUCCCAAGGACAAAGAGCUUGCGAGGAUCGACCACUACCCCUUCUUUGUCAUGCCCAGCAAGCUGGCUGGCACGCUCAACACACAGCAGCCUCCUGAUGAUGUCUUCAGGGGCGCACUGAGGCACCUCGGUUACCGUGUCACGCGCAGCCAUUGCCGGCCUGGCAGCGUCAAGACGGACGCGCCAUGGGAGGCUAUCUGGUUCAUCAUGCGGGAGUGGGUUCGCCAGAAGGCCCCCGUCCGCACCGACAAGAUCAACUCGCAGAUGCCGGCAUACACGCUGCUGGGCCUGAACAAGGCCGAGAAGAACGGCGAUGCCAAGUCGACCGACGAAAUCAAGGAGACUGAAGAAGCCACCACGACUGAGGCUAAGAAGGCUGAGGUGACUGAGGAAGGAGACAAGACGGACGUCGAGAUGCAGGACAGCACGGAGGAAACGGCGAAGGCGGCGGAGAAGGGCGAGGAGAAGGCGGCCUCGCAGGAGGAGCUGCGGAGGACGCUCGUGUUUGACGAGAAGCUCGCGCAGCUGGGUAAGCGCACACAGGGAAAGAAGUUGGUCAGAUACCAGAUGAACCCGAGAGAGAACUGGGGCCCGAUGACGCGAGCCAAGGGGCAGUGA
Colletotrichum chrysophilum is the source of this 2031-nucleotide messenger RNA. RefSeq lists its product as uncharacterized. Lineage: Eukaryota; Fungi; Ascomycota; Sordariomycetes; Glomerellales; Glomerellaceae. The coding region runs from base 1 to 2031 and encodes 676 amino acids. The record is from RefSeq and is a predicted model, not a curated record. Gene Ontology annotation, molecular function: RNA binding. The transcript has a single exon. Gene Ontology annotation, cellular component: nucleus. Gene Ontology annotation, biological process: tRNA N2-guanine methylation.